UUUACAAUUUAAAUACUGUUGUGCAUCGUAAAGGACUUAUACAUUGCUGUUGUGGUAUUGUUGUAGAAAUGAGAUACAAAUUAAAUUAAACUGUCCAAUAAGUGAUAAAUAAUCAUAGAUAAUAAGUUGAUGCUUGAAGACAAAAUACACAGAUAUUGUGAAAUAACUGCCUCAUAAUUUAGUACGAAAAUAAACCGCAUACACAACAAAAUAAUUUUAAAAAACUUAAGUAAAUAUCGAAAUGCAUAAGAAAAUUUUUUUAUGUAAAAUAGCAGUGGAGGAUAACAGCGCAACUCAGCAGUCGAUUGAGAACUAUAUGACUACAUCGAAUAGUUUUGAAUGGGAUGACAAAAAAUGGACUAAGCUGUUCCCAUUUCCAACGGAUUUGCUUUCAAAACUAAAUACAAAUGUACAUCAUGUAUUAACACUUGAUAAAUGUAUCGAUGAAAUUAAGGCGGAAAACUUCCUUGCUGUUUCUUAUAAUAUUAAUAGAGCUGUGCCUUCAUUAGAAGACCAGUACAUUCUGUCAAAUAUAUUUAAAAAUUAUAAAACUCCCAUAGGAGAGGCAAAAGACAUAGAAAAUUUUAACGAAGAAAAUGAUGCCGCAGGUUCUAAACAUAAUUUAAUACAAGAAUAUGUCACUACGGCGCUUUAUGAUACUUUAUUUGAAAAACAUUUAGAAUUAAAUAGUGGUAAUAAACAAAAACUGCCAAUUCUACCAGAUAACUUUCGGCCCACACUAUGCGAUUACCAAGCGCGUACAGUUCAUUGGCUAUUAGAACGGGAAAUGAAUAUCACAAUUUUUCCAAAUUACUAUAUCCAACUGCAGGCACGCGAUGGGGAAACUACGGUAUAUAAGCAUUUAUUAAGUUGGCAUAUUCAAGAAUCUGAACCCGCACCAAUUAAGGUACCAGCUGGUGGCAUACUUGCAGAUGAGAUGGGUUUGGGAAAAACGGUAGAGAUGUUGGCAUUAUUACUAUUACAUCAACGACAAUUAUCAGAUGCUACAUCGUUCCCACGACAGUCGGAUCUAUGUAACAGGAAUGGACCCGGAUUUUUAUCCGGCCAAGGACUGUCAACUCUGCAGAAUUCUGCCGAUACAACAUCAGAUACUACACCAUCAGAGACCUUAUACAAUGAGGAGCCGGAGAAAAAACGUAAACGCCGUUCUACAAAUUUAUUUUGUAUUUGCACAAGAAAAACAAUGACUGAAUUAUGUACGUGCAAACGAUGUAAAUUUCAACAACAUGCAAAAUGUGUUGGUGGUUUCGAUGUUAACGCCAACAAUGAUUCAUAUUUAUGUCCUAACUGUUGGUACAUAACAACGCAAAAGUCGUUGCUAAAAGCUGCAACCACAUUCAUUGUGACACCUCAUACAAUAAAAGGGCAAUGGAUAUCUGAAAUAAAUAGACAUGUUGCACCAGCUCUUAGAGUUUUCGAUUACAAUGAACUAGUGGCAGCCAAUUGGAUUAGUCCAAAAGAGUUGGCCACCUACGAUGUGGUACUAACCGAUUAUUCUCUGUUGCGCCGUGAGAUAUAUCACACCAGCGCUUAUGUUUCCGAUCGUGUAACACGAAAUGAGCAACGCUCAAUGCGUCGCUUGUCACCAUUGCUUAUGAUCGAGUGGUGGCGGGUAUGCCUUGAUGAAGCACAAAUGGUAGAAUCAAAUUCUACAAAUGUGGCAGCUAUGGUAAAACAACUGCCAGCUAUAAACCGCUGGGCCAUUACUGGCACGCCCAUACAACGCAGCAUUGAUGAUUUGUGUGGUUUAUUGGAAUUUAUCGGUUUCACAGAACCCUUAACGCCGCCAACUGGUUGGAAAGCAUUAGUAGAUGAUUUCGUUAUGCAGCAGAAUGCUGUAAAUGAUCAUGAUAAAGCAGAAUUGACACUUGUUGAUGUUUUGCAACGUUGCAUGUGGCGCACAUGUAAAUCUAAGGUCGAUGCAGAACUGCAAAUUCCACCACAGUCUGAUCAGGUCCAUCGCAUAAGGUUGAGCAAUUUGGAGAAAUUAUUUUAUACUGAACAGCACGCGCUAUGUGAGAGUAGUUUCCAGCAUGUACUCCGAAAGCAUUUGGGCAAUGCUCAAGGCAUAUUAAAGAUAUCGCCGAUAAUAAUGAAAAUUAUUCUACAGCCCUUGUUGAAGAUACGUCAGUCAUGUAUCAUACCAGUUGUAAACACGGGCAGUGGGCAACACAAAGGCUCGUCAAACGUGCCACAGAAACAAUUUCUACAGCCAAAGGACUUGCAUGCGCAUCUGAAAUACACAAAUGAGUUUGAGUGUAAAUCCGAAUUGCGCACCAUGGCUUCGUCAUACAACGGCAUGGCCGCAAUUUAUUUUAUAAGAGGAAAUUAUGAGCAAUCUAUUAAACACUAUGAAAUGGUGUUGCGUUUAGCGCGCGAUUACAAAGACAUCAACAUUUCUGUCGACAGUUUGCUCCAAAUUCACGCAUUGCAUAAUAUACAGCAAGCUUGUUACAUCUCACCUGCCAAAGUCAAGCAAUUGUCAGCCGACGUGCUGUCCAAAUAUGAGGAGGAUUGCAACGCCUUAGAGUGGAAAUAUCUGGAACCCUAUGCGAAUACAAUGACAACGAUGCGUACGACUUGCAGCAAUGCAGAAGACACGCUUGAACGGUUGGAGACGAACCUCGAUGUACCACUAUUAGAAUUUACUAAUAUGCUAGCCGAAAAAAUUAGCGAGGUUAAUGACGCGUUUGCAAUCGCGUUGUUGAAUCGGUUUCGCGAUGAAUUUGCAACCGCUUUUGGUGGCAACCCGAAAUUAGAACAAUUACAAAGCAUAUCGGGUAUGUUGUAUAUACUAGUAAUGUGGUAUCAAAAGGUCGAAGCCGCGCAAACGCAUUUGAAUAGGGAGUUUAAAAAUUUGAAAUUUUACACAAUGAACGUAACCGUGCGCUCGAAAAAUACACCAGCCAUUUGGCGUGAUAUGACUAAAUUUAUACGCAGCGUCUAUGACUGUCAUCUCAAUGAUAUACUUGACGAUAAAAAGGAUCGUGAAAAGAACAAAUCCAAGUUAAAAUCGAAGAAGUCGAAACUUAAGUUGUGUAAACUUUGCCUAAUUCGCAACGCUCUUAAUGAUUACGAAUGUCUAUUAUUCAAUAAGGUCGUUGAUGAAGCCACUAACAUGACGGAGGGUUUAGAAAAUCCCUCUUUUGAAGUAGCGCUUAUUAAAGUAUUAUUUGGCUUUUUGCGCACGAAAGGUGCUUUCAUUAGUUUCUCGCAACAAAUGGACAGACAUUGGGAAGCCAUUGAAUGUCGUCAGCAGCUUUGUAAGAAGCUCAUUAAAUACUGGAUCGAAAUUGAAUACACAGUAAAGGCCUAUGAUGAAUUGGAUAUGUGUAAAAUGCGAAUUUCUCUGGCAGAAAAUGAAGAGGAGAAGACACAUUUCAAAUUGCUUGAUUAUGAGCUGGACGACACUUUUUUAGAGCAGCAAAUGAACCUGUACAACGCACAGCGACAGUUUGCUAUGAAGCUUGCGCGUCUCAAGUACAUAACACAUUUGGAGGCUGAUGCUGACACUGGACCAUGCCCUAUUUGUCAAUCAGAAGACGAAAGUCGGUACGCUGUAUUGGAGUGCGGACACAAUAUAUGUCUCCUUUGUUUACGAACAAUACGUCAAUAUAAUACACAUCAGAAGCUAUGUUGUCCGAUUUGCCGCAAUCAUCAAAAUUCAGAAAAGAUUUAUUACGUCACACGCACGCCCACAAUCUCUGCGGAAACAAAUAUACAAGUCAUCGGCGACUAUUCGUCCAAAAUUACCUAUAUUGUGCGCUUGAUUUUAAAGCUGCAACAUGAUCACUCUAAAGACGUGCAGCCUUUAAAAAUUUUAGUAUUCUCACAAUGGGCCGAAAUUUUACAUCCAAUUGCAAUGGCUUUAACACAAAAUGGCAUACGUCACCGCUUUAACUUGACGCCGCGCACAAUUGAGGAAUUUAAGAACCCACAAUUGGGCGUCACUUGUUUGCUGAUGCCUUUGCACAGAGGAUGCAAUGGCUUAAACCUAAUAGAGGCUACACAUGUUUUUCUUGUCGAACCCAUACUAAAUCCCGGCGAGGAAGCGCAGGCCAUUGGACGCGUCCAUCGUUUCGGACAGACUAGAUCAACAACGGUACAUCGUUUUAUUGUUUGUAAUACGAUAGAGGAGAAUAUAUUCAAUGUCGUUAAUGCUGGCAAACAAAAGCAAGCGAAUUGGGAAUUCAAGCAAUUGUCAGUGGAGAGCUUACGGAAUCUGUUUCAUUUAGAAAAUGAUGUUAGCGAGGAGUAUAUACCAAAUGCAAGGGACCCAAUAGAUGUCACCUAAAUAUAGCGAACAUUCCAUUGACAACCGGCAGUUUGCCAACACAAAUUUGUACGAUACAACAAUACUUCUCCAAAUACUUAAUUUCAAAAAUUCGUUUUCGAAAAAGACCACUUGGAAUUUAGUCUUAAAUCAACUUUUAAGUUGAGUUUGAAAUAUGACUAUAAAAUUCAAAUCUUGCCUACAUAUACAUGUCAAAGUACAUCCCAUUAGAUCUACGAUUUCAAUUUCUACGAUGUACGAACUCCGCCUACAGAAAAAAUAGUGAAGUUCGCUGCAAGCCUGCCUGUUGUACAUAUAUACAAAUAUUUUAAUUAACUGCCUCAUACAGUUAUUCAGUAUUUCUUUUGUAUGUAUGCAUUAUUUUUUAUCAAUAAAAGAUAUAAAAAAUGUA
Messenger RNA from Bactrocera latifrons, 4706 nucleotides. RefSeq names its product E3 ubiquitin-protein ligase SHPRH. Gene Ontology annotation, molecular function: ATP-dependent chromatin remodeler activity; metal ion binding; protein binding. Gene Ontology annotation, cellular component: nucleus. The record is from RefSeq and is a predicted model, not a curated record. Lineage: Eukaryota; Metazoa; Arthropoda; Insecta; Diptera; Tephritidae. Gene Ontology annotation, biological process: DNA damage response; protein polyubiquitination. The transcript is spliced from 12 exons. The coding region runs from base 242 to 4315 and encodes 1357 amino acids.